GUCGCGAGUGCUUACUCCGCUGAUUGGUCGUCAGACCCGCUCUGUGCUGCGUUGGUUCCGCCCACGUCGGCUGUUUGUGGUGGGGCUGCGGAGUCGCCGAUCCGCCGGAAGCGCCAGGACAAUGGGGACCCGGGACGACGAGUAUGACUACCUAUUUAAAGGUGCGACCGGCGGGGCCCAGACAGUGGUGCUUAUCGGGGAUUCAGGUGUGGGCAAAAGCAAUCUACUGUCACGCUUUACCCGAAACGAGUUCAAUCUGGAGAGCAAGAGCACCAUUGGAGUGGAGUUUGCCACACGCAGCAUUCAGGUGGAUGGCAAGACCAUCAAGGCACAAAUAUGGGAUACAGCCGGCCAGGAGCGCUACCGUGCCAUCACUUCCGCGUACUACCGUGGUGCGGUGGGUGCACUGCUAGUAUAUGACAUUGCCAAGCACCUGACAUAUGAGAAUGUAGAGCGCUGGCUAAAGGAGCUGCGGGACCAUGCAGACAGCAACAUCGUCAUCAUGCUGGUGGGCAACAAAAGUGACCUACGCCACCUGCGUGCUGUGCCCACUGAUGAGGCUCGUGCCUUUGCAGAAAAGAACAAUUUAUCCUUCAUUGAGACCUCAGCCUUGGAUUCUACCAACGUAGAGGAAGCAUUCAAGAACAUUCUCACAGAAAUCUACCGCAUUGUGUCACAGAAGCAAAUUGCUGACCGUGCAGCUCAUGAUGAGUCCCCUGGCAAUAAUGUGGUGGACAUCAGCGUGCCACCUACCACUGAUGGACAGAAACCCAAUAAGUUGCAGUGCUGCCAGAACCUGUGAUUACCCCACAUCUCCACCUUCACCCAGCGUGCGUGCAAGGCUGGUCUCAGCCCACCCUUCACCAGUGUCCUGGCCCUCCCCCUCAUCCUUCUGGGACUGUCCCCACCCUUCAAAUGAGCUCUGCCUGUCAGCCACCCAGCCCAGGAAGAACAGAGCAUCAAGCAACCUCCCUCUAGCCUGUUUGAGAGAAGCUAGAAGCCCUUGCUUGUGUACUUGCUUUCCUUGGGUCCCUGUGGGCAUUUUGACUAGGUGGGGAGAUUGGCAAGAUGGAUAGUGCCAGCCAGAGGUGAGGAGGAAGAGUGGACAGAGCUGGCUUCUCCCAUUUUCCAUGGCAGACUCCAGGGAGCAAUGACUUCCCUUUCACUCUGGCCAGUUGGCCCAGCUGGUCCACAUCCCCACCCAGACCCAUCUCUAGGCUGAUACCCAAAGAGCCAGGCAGCAGGGCUUGGGUAGGUGGACGUUUGACCCUGCCUCCCGCCUGUACCUCCACAGCCAGUGCGGCCUUGAGUGCUCCUGGGCCUGCGAAACUUCUGCUCCUGCCUAUAGAUUCAUGCUGGGAGAAGAUUCCCUCACCCCUCUUCUUGCCCUCCUCUGCACGCAGCAAUUCCUUUAGCCCCACCUGUCUUCCCUUCUCUGUCUUGUCUCCCUGUCUGGUCAGGAACCUAUUUGCAAGUGAAGCAAUAUUUCCAUGUUUUGUAUAUAUAACUGCUCUUGUAGCCUUUGGUUUUUGUUAUUGUAGAGAAACACAGAUUCUUUAUACACUUUGUAAGAUUUAUGCCAAACCCCAGCUCUUGAUCUCUUAUUUUUCCCUGUGGCCCCUGCACUGUUGCCCAUUACUAAAAUGUAUAAGCCAACUUCCUGUACAGAAA
This is a messenger RNA of Jaculus jaculus (lesser Egyptian jerboa), 1671 nucleotides long. RefSeq names its product RAB11B, member RAS oncogene family (gene Rab11b). Bases 122 to 802 code for a protein of 226 amino acids. The transcript is spliced from 5 exons. Gene Ontology annotation, cellular component: recycling endosome. Gene Ontology annotation, molecular function: GTP binding; GTPase activity. The record is from RefSeq and is a predicted model, not a curated record. Gene Ontology annotation, biological process: regulated exocytosis; constitutive secretory pathway. NCBI's taxonomy places the organism in Eukaryota, Metazoa, Chordata, Mammalia, Rodentia, Dipodidae.